GUCUUACUAUUAUAUUUGUUUACAAUCAAGCUUUAUCAAUGUGUCUCUCUUAACCCAAUGUAAAAUAUCAACGUUUGUCUCUGUUUUUCGCAAUUUUGAGUUUCAAUUUUUUAUUGUAAACGAAAAUAAUACCUACGUCACGUCAUCUGUCUGGGUGUCAUGUGUUGUAAGCAACUUGGAUAUUAUGAUUUUUCAUGCUUUUAACAGCAUUUUUGUGUAGUGUUUAGUUAUAUUACAAAAGAAAUAAAUGGCACCAGAAAGAGCUGUAACUCCUCAGGACGAGAGUAGGUUAUCCCCAAAGAUGUCAGUUCCUGCGAGUCCAAUUGCUGGAACUCCUAUAAGAGACGCACAGUCUCCAAUCUCUAUGUUACUAGCGGUCGCUCAAAGCCAAAGUAGGGCCGACGACGACCUUACUAAUUUGAAUUGGUUGCACGAACGAGACAUUUUAAAGGGUAUGAACAUAAAUCCUUCUCCAUCAAAUAGUACCAACACGACACCAAUGAAAGUGUCCAAACAUGAAGUUGUAAUCGAUCAUUCGACACCAACCAAUUGCACUGACGAAUCACUGGAAUCUUCCGAUAGCCACGGCUAUAGCAAUACUUCUAAUCCGACUCAAAUUACAGCGCCACCGAGAAAUAAACAUCCUCACAAUGUUCCUUACGACCCAACGAUACAUACUGCAAAUAAACCACCCUAUUCGUUUUCUUGCUUAAUUUUUAUGGCUAUAGAAGAUUCUGUACAGAAGGCAUUACCCGUAAAGGAAAUUUACGCCUGGAUAUUGGAGCAUUUUCCGUAUUUCAAGAAUGCACCUACUGGAUGGAAGAAUAGCGUGAGGCAUAAUUUGUCGCUCAAUAAAUGUUUUCAAAAAGUGGAAAAAGCUGCUAAUCUAGGCAAAGGCUCCCUUUGGACUGUUGAUCCUCAGUAUAAGCCCAAUUUAAUCCAAGCAUUAAACCGGUCACCUUUUCACCCUAUAUCAACUAUGGAUUCAACAUACCAAGUAGACAAACCCGCAGUAAACAACAAACCCUCAGUUUACAGAUUACCUAAUCCAGAAUUGUUUCCGUACUUAGCUAGAAAAUUAGCCUCAACCGAAAUGAAUAAUCACAUCUUCCACAACCAUGGGAACUAUAGCAGUGGGGCCAGAAUUAAAAUAGAAGAUUCAUUAGAUGCUGUAGAUGCCGCAGCGGCUAUGUUGAGUUUGAAAAAUAGCCAACCGAAGAAUUGUGAUAUGAAAGUAGAUUUAAUGCAAGUCAUCACGAAUUCUCCCAGUCAGGAUCAUACCUAUAGUGCUGCUGAUAGUGAAGAAAGUGUUGUUGACGAUGACAGAAUACUGAAAACCCAUACCUGUAGGAAAAUAGAAUUUGAAGAUGACGAAGAUAGAAGGAUCAAAGAAGGUGCAGAAACAUUAUUAAACCUCGCUGGUAUAACAUUGAAAAAACGACAUAAUUCCAGUAGCGAUACUGAAGAAAAUAAUAAAAAAAUGCGACCUUAUUUACGUUACGAUAUCAAUAAAAAUGAACCAGAAGAGAAAGUUGCUCAUUUCAGACCACGAUUAUUAAGAUCUAAGAAAAAAUCUACCAACAGAAAUAGAGCAAUAGACGAAUGGGGAAAUAAUAGAAUAAACAUAGAAAACAAUCAGAACAGGUAAUUGAUAGUAAUAAGUAGAGGAAAUUAAAUAUUACCUAGAUAGGCUGGACGAGAUUUUAAAAAGAGCCGAUGAAAAAGGUAAAGAUCAAUUGUUAAAAUUUGACGAUAAAAGCUGCCAAGUAAAUCAUUUAUUUUUUCUGAAAUGUGAAAUAACAAUGUUUUAAAAUUUGUUAGAAUCUUGGAAAUAUUGGAAUUAAUUUGAGUGAAAAAUUACUAUAUGAAAGUGGAGUUGAUACUUGAUAAAUAUAUAAUUUAUUUUUUAACUUCACUAUUGUAGGAUGUACAGAUUUUACAAAAAUUACAAAAUGAAGUUUGGAAAAAAAUUGAAAAACAAUGAAAGUGUCUAUUCUAAUACCACAUAUUUUUCCCUUUAGCUUAUUUAUGAUCAUUCUUCAAAUCUCAUUUCUGAUUAAUUUCGGUCUAUUUCAAUGAGUCUUAAGAGAUAGGUCGAAGCAGAUUUAAUCAAGAUAGUAAGUGACUAUCUAUCACAUUCUAAAAAGUGUCUAAGCUCCACAUAUGUUAGCUGACUAUUCCAUUUUAUGCAUUUCAAUCUCUUCAAUAUAAUUUAUGCAAAUCUUGCAAAAUGAGGUUUGUGAAUGAAAGGUAAUAUUUCUGGUUCUAAUAUGUCAACAAUGUAACUGUGAACACUAAAACGACCUCUUUCAAUGUGGCCAUUAUAUCAAUACCAUACCUUAGUGAUCCGCCACUAUAAGUAUACGUUGUUUGUAUAAAAUAUUUCAUUUAAUGACUGGUGACCUUCCUAAUCUAAAUGAUCUGUAGCAAAUUAUUAUCAUAUUCUUCGAUUGUACUACAUGGAAUCAUCGUGUCACUUGCUCUUGUGAGAAGCCUUCUCCAAUUAAACAUUUCUGGUUGGACUGCAGCAAAAAGUGUUAUUAAGGCCUUAUCAUUUACUAUUAUAGGUGCGAAUAUUGGGUGUCCAAGAAAAUUAAGCAAGAUUAAAGAACUCAAUUCACAACUUUGUAAAAAAGCUCUUUAAGCAAAAAUAUAUAUAAAUAAAGUGGUUUCAAUACUACUGUACUCGACGACGAAUGUCAAACUACUAAUAACACAGUAUCCGUGUACAAGCUAUCUUAAAUACAAAAGCUAUAAUUAAUUAUAGAAAUAGAUAUUUAUGGUCGUUAAGAGACCCAUCAAUAUGAAAUAAAAGUAAUUUUAUACGUUUAUGGAAAUUCAAGUGUCUAAAGGACACCUGGAAGCACUUAACUAUGAGGUUGGUGCCCAUAAGGAGUGUUCAGUGUUCAACUUGCCUUAAGUAAUAAAUCUUGACAUAUAAAAUAAUAAGUAGAAAUAUUCGGUAGACAAGGGAAAUUUAUGGUUCUUCACAUGCACAUUAAUAUAAAACUGUUAACAGAUCAGAAAUGGUGUUUGUUAAAUCAGAUACAAAAAUCCUUGGCAGGUAAUUAAAGCAUUUGUCUCCAUCUACAUCUGUAUCGUUUUUAAAAAUCUUGUCUAGACUAAAAUUACCAAUUAAAAGAUAAAUCUAUAUUGUAUUUGUUGGAAGUAAAUGUAAUAUAUUUUAUGUUUUGUUUACCUAUCAAAAUAUGUAAAUACGUUUAGGGAUUGUUUUUAAGCUUUAAAAGGGUUUUGUAAUUAAAACUUUAUAGGUUUAAUUCAGUUUACAGUUGUAGUUGGUAAUUAAAAGAAAGCGAAUGACGAAAACAUAUCAUUUUGUAGUAUGUCUUGUUUGGACGUUGACAAAAGGAUUAUGCACAAUACCAAACCAAAAUUUAUAGAUCCCCUUCAUUACUGAAUUAAUAAAUCCUAUAUGUCUUCCAAUCAAUCUAAAUAUUUCUUCAUUUCAUAUUCAACAUUCAUCUCAUCUCCCUUUGCACUCCAGACUAUAAAGCAAUAGUAGGAACCACUAACUCCAAUACUUUAUUAGUAGAAAGUGCAUGCAUCAAUUAAUAAUAAUUAAACAAACCAAUUUAUUGUUAAAUAUAUUGGAAUAAAGCAUAUUGUGGCUUAUAUUUAAGUCUAAAAGAACAAAGAAUUAUCGCAAAAUUUCUCGUCUUGUUCUCGCCUGAUGGAAUAAACUAUGCAAUCCCUUACGCAAGAUGUGAAAUCUUUUGUCAAGCCUAACUUCUUGAUUUGAGGUGAAUAUGAUUAAUCUCCUCGGAAUUCCCCUACGAGUUGAUCGACUAAGCGCUUGACAAACUUCAAAUGGGACAUACGUUUUUCAUUAUUGUUUUAUGCAUUUAUAUAAAAGAUAUUAAUUUAUACAGGAAAUCUCCGUGACCCAAAAAACAUUUUCCUCCACCAUUUGAGGGAUUUUUUAAGAAAACAAUAGGUUGAUGCAUACUGUUAACAACUACUUUAGAUUUUUAAACAUUUUGUGCUCAUCAUCUUUUAAAAAUCUUGAUUUUGUAAUGAAUCCAGUACUAUCACUGGUGUUUAACAACUUCACGACUCUUUUAUCCUUCCAGGACAAUAUCAUUGCUCUUUCUUUUUUGUAAGCAAUCGAUUUAUUUACACCAAAUCUUGGUUUUUUUAUUGGGUCAGGUAUGCCCUUGCAGUUAAUUUUUGUAGUAUCUGUUAUGUGGCAUUUCAUUGUUAGCAAUAUCUCCGCCAGUAAAGUGCUAGUAUAGUACCUGUCUGCAUACAUGUGAUAUCCUUCAACACCUGGUACGCUGUUCAAUAGAUUAUUAUACAGAUGCACAGGAAUUCUGGUACUGGCAAUUCCGGUUUUAUUAGUUUAUUUGUUGUAAUACUGCUAUAAUAUUGAGGGAUGUUAUAAUAAACAUAUCCAGUUUCUUAAUCUACUAAAACGUUUAUUCGUAUUCCUCAUUCAGAUGGCUUAUUGGGAUUGUAUGUUAUGAAACUAAUUUUAUCUUUGAAUUUGACAAUCGAUUCAUUGACACAUAUUUUACCUUGGUCUAACAUAUUCUGCAAAUUUUGCAUUUAAAAAAUUACUGACCCGUUGAUUCCUAAUUCUUAUAUCUCUACUGUUUUCAAAUGCGGUAUCCAUAGCAAUUGAUAGAAUCUUUUUGUAGUGAAAACAUUUGAAAAGAAAGGUAUUUUUGUAUUGUCACUUAUUGACCAGUAAUCUUGGUAAAACGUUUGUACCCAUAUCCAAUAUUACUUCGAUAAAAGCCCAAAAUUUCUCCGUGUUGUGUGAUGGCGUCUCUGAUACAGUUUGAAAAAUUCUACAGUUCAUCAAUAUUGAAUAUUUGUUCUCGUUGAAAAGUUUAUUCUUGGCAAGGGAAUAUCACUUUCCGUAAUAUAACUCCAUGUAUUAGUGUCUACCGGUGGUGCAUCUUCUUCCUCCGAAUCCAGUUCAAUAUUUUGAAUUCUUUUUUGUCUCACUAUUACAACGUCAUUAUCUGUCUCAAAGUCAUCACCUAGUAAUAUAUCACUCGAAUCAUCUCCAUGCAACACAAAAUCUAGUUCGUGUUCCACAUCACUUAUUUCACAACAAUCGUCAAAAUUUUAGACUUUCACCUUCACUACACCACCAACGUAAUAAAAUAAAACACUUACCAUCGUGAUUAUCUAAGACUUAAGAGCGCUGAGUGAGUUAAAUAAGAGUGUGGCAAAUACGGCUUCAACGGAGUGCAAGGGUUAAUAUUAAUGUUUCUCUGCCAGUACGAUAUUACACAUUGUAUCGUCGAAAAUGAUAUUUUUUUCAUUAAUUUCUGUUUUACAUUUUUCACUAAACUCAUUUUCCAUCCAGUUACCGGUUUUUCAAAUUAUAUGUAUUGGAAUGAAAUGUUAUUCUCGAAAAAAAUUUUGUAUUAAUUUAUAUUCUUGGAAUGGAUAUUAUUUGCUUUUAUUUGAACUUAUUUGUUCUUUAACAUGGAUGUAUGUAUACCUUAACAUUUACAGUUAAUAAAAGAAUUAUGGGAUUUAUAAA
Molecule: messenger RNA, 5518 nt
Organism: Diorhabda carinulata
Lineage: Eukaryota; Metazoa; Arthropoda; Insecta; Coleoptera; Chrysomelidae
Product: forkhead box protein N3-like
Exons: 5
Coding region: 248-1648 (466 amino acids)
Biological process (GO): regulation of DNA-templated transcription
Cellular component (GO): nucleus
Molecular function (GO): cis-regulatory region sequence-specific DNA binding; DNA-binding transcription factor activity
Source: RefSeq, a predicted model, not a curated record